AUUCCGGCAUUUGCAACUGCUGGAUGCCCUUUGUUCGGUGACCACUGCAUCACGCGCGCAGUCAGCGCUCUGUUCAGACACGAGGACGCCAUCACAGAUCACCACUCCCGCAACCAGCCCCGGAACACCCAGCGGCAAAUCAGAGUCCAGGGCAUCAACUUCAAUAGGUCGAACGCCAGCCGGGCACCUAUCCAUUUGUGCCGACUGCCCAGUCGUGCCAGUCUAUCCUGUCCUGUUCCCCUUAGGAGCUGGUCACAAUGUCUAAGCGUGAAGCGUUCAUACAGGCCACAGGAACGGAGACGGUAGACCAAUUCUUAAACUUCAUUGAGCUACAUAAAGAUGCAUCUGAUCCUUUUGAUCUGGAUGAAUUAAUGCAAGAACUGCCAAGGAAACAGAAAGAGGAAUUAUGGCAGAAGCUGAAGACUUUGCUGGCAGACACUCUCGUAGCAAAUCCAGUGGAAUCGUGGAACAAACUAGAUGAUGACAGCGAUGACGACAUGGAAGUAGAAGGAGCUUCAGAUGUGAAACACACAAUGGAUGUCAUACAUGGAGUUACCACUGUUGCUACAGCUUCUGUGUCUGUAAUAGAUGGAGACUUAACCUAUGGAGCCCUCCUGGAAUGCGCUGCCAUUCUCAACGAACUUUUGGAAGCUUUGCCAACAUCAGAAUCCAGGGUGCGUGUUGCCAUCCAGCGUCUGUGUGAAGCCUGGUGGGAGAAGGGACUGGAGGGAAAGGAGGAGUUUGGAAAAACUGCUUUUGUUUUGCUGCUGGUGAAGUCACUUGAUACAAAGUGUUUGGUUGCUGACAUUACUCGCCUAUGGCAACUGCAUCCAUCUCUUCUAUGCUUCGACUGCAAUUCAGCUGAGAGUAGCAAUGUGAAGGAUUUGUUACUCCAGUGCUUUAUGAGUAUUAACCACAUUAAAAGAGAGGAGGGACGUCGAUUUCUCAGCUUUUUGUUUAGCUGGGAUGUUAACUUCAUUAAGAUGAUUCAUGGAACUAUCAAAAAUCAAUUGCAAUGUUUUUCAAAGUCGUUGAUGAGCCACGUCGCAGAUAUAUAUUUUAGAGCCUGGAAAAAAGCAUCUGGGGAAGUUUUAACGACUAUUGAAAAUGCCUGUAUCCAGGACCUAAUGCAUCAUGGUGUUCAUUUGCCCAAGAAUUCUCCAGUUCACCCCAAAGUGAGAGAGAUACUGAGCUACUUUCACCAGCAAAAACUGCGUCAGGGAGUGGAAGAGAUGCUCUUCAGACUGUACCAACCCAUCAUCUGGAGAGGACUUAAGGCUCGACAUUCGGAGGUUCGAUCCAAUGCUGCAUUGUUAUUUAUUGAAGCUUUUCCUCUACGGGAUCCCAAUAUGAGUCAUGAGGACAUGGACAAUGAAAUCCAGAAGCAGUUUGAAGAACUUUUUAAUCUUCUAGAAGAUCCACAGCCUGUUGUCCGAUCUACUGGAGUUUUGGGGGUCUGUAAAAUUUCGGCUAAAUACUGGGAGAUGAUUCCUCCAUUGAUCUUGGCAGAUUUCAUGAAAAAAAUCCUUGGUGAUCUCGCUGCUGAUAUUAGCUCUGCUGAUGUGCGCUGCUCUGUUUUUAAGUGCUUGACCAUUCUUUUGGACAACAAACUAAGUCAUCCUUUAUUAGAACAGAUGUUGCCAGCAUUGAGAAACAGUCUCCAUGACAAUUCUGAGAAGGUCCGUGUGGCUUUUGUUGAAAUGUUGCUGAAGAUCAAAGCUGUCCGAGCUGCUAAGUUUUGGAAAAUAUGCCCCAUGGAUCAUCUCUUAGCCCGCCUUGAAACAGACUCACGACCUGUUUGUCGCCGUAUUGUCAAUCUGAUGUUUAACUCUUUCUUUCCCGUCAAUCAACCUGAGGAGACUUGGUGUGAGCGAUGUGUAGCGCUUAUACAAAUGAACCCUGGAGCUGCGCGGAAGUUUUAUCAGUACACCUACGAACACACUGCUCCAACCAAUAUAGCAAAACUAAUGCUCACUAUAAGGCGGUGUCUGAAUGCCUGCCUGCAGAAAACCAUUCGUAAUGAAGAUGAGGAGAAUGAAGAUGCCAAUGAGGGGGAAACGGAAAAGAAAAGCAAUAAGAGUGUGUUGGAAAAUGUGUUGUCUACCGAAGAUGCUGGGUCUAUGGGAAGUUUACUGGAAAUUGUGGUUAUUUUGUGGCGAAGUAUCAAAAAAGCUCUUGAUCAAAAUGAAGAGGCCAAAAAGUACACAAUAAGUAAAUUUGCUUCUGUGGUGCCUGAAUACUUUAGAUCAUUUAAGGACGAGCGCUGCACUGUCGCAUUAAUAAUCUUGGCUUCUUUUAUGCCUCCAUCUGCUGUUCCAACUUUCAGCUGCUCUGUCCUGUCUAAAUUGAGAAACCUGCAUUAUGGUGCUGAAGAAAACAAGUACUCCACAUUGAUAGACUGCUUGUGUCGCUGGGGGCAAGUGGGCCACAUACUGGAGCUUAUAAAUGACUGGCUAUCUGAGAGUUUCCCAGAGAAAAGGAGUCGAAAGGAUUCUGGCAGACAAGUCCGAAUUCAGGAUACAAUGGAGAGUAAGCCGGAGCUUGCUCUUGAUUAUAUGGAGUACAUUAUGACCCACACCAUGAAUCGAGAAUACCUUCUGUCAGUGCCAACUAAAAAGUUAAAUAACCUUUUAAAGGUUCUAGGGCUUGUAAAAGAGGUGCUAUGCUCCUUUAUGAAACCAACAAAAGAUACAGCUCACAAGAUCACUCAAGAAACAGCCCUGAGGGCUUUUAGCCUUUAUUGCAGGCUCAGUAUCCACCUCCAAUACAAGUUUAGCUCAGAAGGAAGAACAUAUUUGUCUGUCUUGGAGGACACAGGAUCAUGGAUUGAAGACACUGUUCUUGCACUUCUUGCUUCUAGUGAGAUAAUUUCAGAUAAGCAGUGCGAGUUGUCUCAAGAAAUACUUAAGACGUACCUGACUGUUUGUAAAGACGUAGUAAUGGUUGGCCUUGGUGAUUCAGAAUUUCAAGCUCAAAUUCUUCAAAUUGUUAUCUCAGCAAUACAAACUGAGAAGUCCUAUAACUGCCUGCCAAUGCUGAUUUCUGUACUGAAAGAGAUAACAGAAGUCUGCCUGGCUCAGAAGAUGAGUAAUGCCUCCGCUGACUUGGAUAAACAUCUUGAUGCUAUUCAGACAAUCUUCCACAAAGCACUAGAGACUGCCGCCCGUAGACUGCGGAAACAGCAGGAUGAAACGCUCCAGCUCAUUCAGUCCAUGCAAGUCCCUCUUAGCCAGUUCAUACACACCGUCCAGUGCUGGCAUACCGCUUCUUCUGAGGUCCACCGAGGAAUGAUCUCCACCCUUCUAGCUGCUGUGGUUGUAGAGAUAAGCCAUUCUUUACGCAAAAUUUCAGAUCCAAGUGAAAUUAUGCCACCAGAAUCUGUUUCAGAGCUGCCUCCACUCUCACGGUGUUUAAUGUCCAUUAUUAUAAAGACAUCCAGUGUACUGAGUUCAUUUUUAGGAGAAUUGGCAGAAUGCAUCUCUACAGGAGACAUUGAAGGAAUCCUGAGCUUGUCUGCCACCUUACAUAUAAUUAUGGUCAGCUCCAAAGGUAAAAAAUUAUCUGCUGCUGCCAAAGAUAUAGCUUCAACAAUUCAUCGGAAACUGAAAACAUAUAGAGAGAUCACAAUGGAAGAUGAUGAGAAUAUAGAAAGGGCCAUAUAUGAAUCAUCAUUGAGAACACUAGAUCAGCUCCUACUGCCCUAACUUCACUGCCAGAGAAAAGAUGCCGUGUUGUAUUACUUUGUUGUAUAGAAAAAAAAAAAUAUGGGGGGCAUUUUUUUGUAAUGUAGAAUUAUAUUUUUGGUGUUUACCGCUAUGUAAAUAUAUAUGAAUUAUUAAAAUAUAAUCU
This is a messenger RNA of Hyla sarda, 3849 nucleotides long. RefSeq names its product non-SMC condensin II complex subunit G2 (gene NCAPG2). Gene Ontology annotation, biological process: mitotic sister chromatid segregation. The coding region runs from base 258 to 3704 and encodes 1148 amino acids. Gene Ontology annotation, cellular component: condensin complex; nucleus. The record is from RefSeq and is a predicted model, not a curated record. NCBI's taxonomy places the organism in Eukaryota, Metazoa, Chordata, Amphibia, Anura, Hylidae. The transcript is spliced from 28 exons.